Messenger RNA from Didymosphaeria variabile, 2202 nucleotides. RefSeq lists its product as uncharacterized. The coding region runs from base 1 to 2202 and encodes 733 amino acids. NCBI's taxonomy places the organism in Eukaryota, Fungi, Ascomycota, Dothideomycetes, Pleosporales, Didymosphaeriaceae. The record is from RefSeq and is a predicted model, not a curated record. The transcript has 2 exons. Gene Ontology annotation, cellular component: cytoplasm. Gene Ontology annotation, molecular function: protein binding.
AUGACGGCAGUUGCUCCUCCUGUAAACUUCCAGAACAGAUGGAGCGGGCCUAACGGCGUCCCCAACGGAGCUGCCCCCAUGAGCGACGAAUUUAGGAUGUUCAUGCCCCGGAAAAGUGCACAACGCUCCAACUCGUCCUCGUCGCUAUCGUCGCAGGCAUCGUCCACAUCUACCGUCUCGACCGCUUCCUCUUCACAAACGAGCGGCGUGGGAGCUUCACCCACCGCCGACGGCUCGACCUGGGCUGCGCGGAAAAAGGCGCCAAGAGGGUUAUGGCCUGCGACAAAAACGGAACCUGUUGCUGGCAUCACCAACACUCGUCCUCAAUCUCUCACCUCCGCUGGCCAAGGCCCGUCAGCUGCCGCCGCCAUGACACAGUUACACUCCCCUGCGCCGUUGCCGUCGCAGCACAACGGCACCACCCAGUCGCAGACCAACGGCGCCCCGCGCACUCCGAUGCAAGAGGCACAAGCGAUACUGCAUCUUAUUCCUAUGAACGGCACUUUCGAACGGAAGACCAUCACCGUGCCGUUCUUCCCAGAUGUUCUCCGCAUUGGCCGACAGACAAACAAUAAGACCAUACCCACACCGCAGAACGGGUACUUCGACUCGAAAGUUCUCUCGCGUCAGCACGCAGAGAUAUGGGCCGACCGAAACGGCAAAAUCUGGAUCCGCGACGUCAAGUCGUCCAAUGGCACCUUCGUCAAUGGCCAGCGGCUGUCUCAAGAGAACCGUGACUCAGACCCACACGAGCUGCGUGAACAAGACAUGCUGGAACUGGGUAUCGAUAUCGUGAGCGAGGACCAGAAGACCAUCGUACACCACAAGGUUGCUGCCCGCGUUGAGCACGCUGGUAUUUAUUCCAAUACUGGUAACAAUAUGGUGGACCUCAACUUUGGCGAGAUGGACGGACAACAGCUGUCAAACAUGGUGGGGCCAGGUGGUCAGCAACAGAUGAUCAACAUGCGAGGUCGCACACCGAGUCAAGGUUCGAUGAACGGCCAACGCCUGCCCGGGCCCGCCGUAAUGGGAAGCAACGUUGCCGCCAUGCAGCAGCCGCGGCACCCCAACUUCUGGCUACAGCCAAUUACAAUGGAGCAAGUCGUCAAGAAACUGAAUGCAGAGAUGAAAGCUGCGCGACAACAGUCGCAAGACCUCCAACAAACUCAUUCAUACAUCAACGCUAUCCUUACCGCAGAUCCAAAGAAGGAUUCUACCAAACAUUCGCCUAUCAAUUCUACAAAGAUCUCCCCCAUUAAAGAUGGCAACCUCAAGGCCAGGUUUUCUGCUCCGCCGGCACCCCCGCCACAGCAACCCUUACCCGAAAAGCCUGAUGCCCCCUUACUGAAGAGGACGGACACCGAGAAGCUGAAGACCACUGGAUCGCCUGUGAGGUCUGAUGCGCAAAUGACGAUAUUGAACGAUGCUCUACAGACUGCAAAGAGGGAGAUAGAGUCUCAGGGCGUUCGACUUAGGGAUCUUGAAGCUAUGUUGACGGAAGAGCGCCGUGCAAGGGAGGAUGCCGAGGAGAGAGCCAACCGGCUCGAACGUGAGCGACAUUCCGCUGAAUCAGAGUCUGCUAAUGGAGACUUCCACAAGGAUGAAAGCCAUGAGGAGACAGAUGAGACCGACACAAUCAUUGCCAAUGGCUCUGCCUCUUCGAAUCUUACUGAUGUUGCCACGGCACGCCUCCAACAGCGACUCGACACGAUGAUGUCCGAGAUGUCCGAGAUGAAGUUGCAGAUGGAGAAGUACCGGCAGCGCGCCGAAACUGCAGAGGCUGAUCGCAAGAGCCUGGCGGAGAUGAUUGAGAACAUCCGCAAUGAUGACGCAAAAACGGCAGGCAAGGAAGCGAAGCGUCGUCGCAGCCACAGUGGAUUAGGCCAGGAGGCGAUCGACGACAAGAUCGAACAUUCUGUGGACGCCGAGGACGCAGAAGAGGGCGAGAUCACGAUCAUCAAGGAGAGAGAUCCAGCUGAAGACGCCCAUGGAACUCUGGUACAAAAGGGCCAGAAUGGUCGUCCAUCCGAGCAUGAGCUUACGGCAGGGACCAAUAAGACAACUCAGGCUCUCGCGAGACGCUCCAAUCGAAACGAUCUAGCUCUCCUCCAUGGUGCACCGGCAAUAUCAAUGCUUACAGUCGUAGCCCUGGGUGUGGCUGUGAUGGCCUGGCUCAAUGAGUAUCCAAAGGUUGACCGGUGA